GGUUCUGGGUCAAAUGUUUGAUGAUGACAAAAUGAUCAAAAUGCUGGUGGAUGCCAAGUAUGAUUUGGUACUCACUGACCCAGCUAUUGCUCCAGGAGUGAUAUUAGCCAAAUAUCUCAAACUGCCCCUGGUGCUUAAUGUUCGGUGGAUUACAAGUGGAGAAGGUCACUUUGUGUUGGCCCCAUCACCACUCUCUUAUAUUCCAGUGCCAGGAUCCGGCCUAACAGACAAAAUGAAUUUCCUCCAGAGGGUUAAGAACAUGCUUUUCUACAGCAUAGUACUCUUUCAGCAGAAAUUUGUAGUGGAACCAAGGUACCAGGCAGUCUGUGAUACAUACAUUGAAAGUGGAUGUGAUGUGGUCUCACUUCUUCAGGAGGCCGACAUUUGGCUGUUUCGGUCCGAUUAUGUGUUUGAGUUUCCUCGGCCCACAAUGCCAAAUGUCGUCUACAUCGGAGGGUUUCAGUGCAAACCGGCCAGCCCUCUGCCUCCAGAGCUGGAGGACUUUGUUCAGAGUGCUGGGGAACAUGGGGUCAUUGUUAUGACUCUGGGAACUUUAGUCAACAUUUUGCCCACUGAUGUUGCAGAUGAAAUUGCCAGUGUUUUUGCAAAGUUGCCUCAAAAGGUGAUAUGGAGGCACAUCGGUGGACGUCCCACUACUUUAGGAAACAACACCCUGCUGGUGGACUGGAUGCCCCAGAAGGACCUCCUGGGACACAUACAGACCAAAGUUUUUGUGACUCAUGGAGGAACUAAUGGAGUCCAGGAGGCCAUUUACUAUGGUGUACCUGUGCUUGGCAUCCCAUUGUUCUUUGACCAGUAUGACAACCUUCUUCGCUUGCAGGAGAGAGGAGCUGGAAAGAUCAUUCAGCUCCAUAAUCUGAAUGUUAGCAGUUUUGAACAGGGUCUUAAUGAAGUACUCUAUCAAGACAGUUACAGACAGAACAUGCAAAGACUGUCACGUUUGCACAGGGAUCAGCCAAUGGCACCAAUGGAUCAGGCCAUCUUUUGGGUUGAAUAUGUGAUUCGCCACAGAGGGGCUCCUCACCUUCGCACAGAGGCCUAUAAAAUGCCGUGGUACUCUUACUACUCUUUAGAUGUGUUGUUGGUACUACUGACUGCUGUGACUGUAAUAUUCAUCACUAUUGGGACUAUCUUCAGAUUUUUGUGCUGCAGAGGUAAAAAAUAUAUAAAAGUUAAAAAACAAUAAGCGAGCAAGUAGAUA
Messenger RNA from Sphaeramia orbicularis (orbiculate cardinalfish), 1222 nucleotides. RefSeq names its product UDP-glucuronosyltransferase 2C1-like. The transcript has 2 exons. Lineage: Eukaryota; Metazoa; Chordata; Actinopteri; Kurtiformes; Apogonidae. The record is from RefSeq and is a predicted model, not a curated record. The coding region runs from base 14 to 1207 and encodes 397 amino acids. Gene Ontology annotation, molecular function: UDP-glycosyltransferase activity.